Penicillium canescens is the source of this 1005-nucleotide messenger RNA. RefSeq names its product rRNA-binding ribosome biosynthesis protein RPF2. Bases 1 to 1005 code for a protein of 334 amino acids. The transcript has 2 exons. Gene Ontology annotation, molecular function: rRNA binding. Gene Ontology annotation, cellular component: nucleolus. The record is from RefSeq and is a predicted model, not a curated record. Lineage: Eukaryota; Fungi; Ascomycota; Eurotiomycetes; Eurotiales; Aspergillaceae. Gene Ontology annotation, biological process: ribosomal large subunit assembly; maturation of LSU-rRNA from tricistronic rRNA transcript (SSU-rRNA, 5.8S rRNA, LSU-rRNA).
AUGUUGAGAGAAGUAAAGGCCAAGAACCCGCGCACUGCGCGCAUCCUGAAAGCGCGGGAGCCCCAGCUCAUCGAACCCCCCAAGAAGACCCUGAUCUUCCACGGCACAAAAUGUCCCCAGGCCCUGGAUACCGUUCUCAAGACUUUCCAUCACCUGACGAAGCCUUACUCGGUCCUCUUCCACAAGAAGAAUGAGAACUUGCACCCGUACGAGAACUCGGAGAGCCUCGAAUUCCUGGCGAACAAGAACGAGUGUGGUCUGGUCGCCUUUGGAAGCCACAACAAGAAGCGCCCCAACUGCAUCACAUUGGCCCGUAUCUUCAACUCACAACUCCUCGACCUGUGCGAGUUGAACUUGCUGCCCGCCAGGGACGGCGAGGCCAUCCCUCCUAUCAACGAGCUUAAGAUGGACGUUGGUCUCGGACUCCGCCCUAUGAUGCUGUUCGCCGGUAGCCCCUGGGACGACCCUACAUCAACUGCCCACACCAUUCUCAAGAGCACUUUCCUCGACAUGUUCAAGGGCGAGGAGACCCACCAGAUCGACGUCGAGGGUCUUCAGUAUGUCUUGAUGGUUGCCGCCGACGAGCCCCAAGCCGGUCUCUCUCCCAUCAUCCACCUUCGUUGGUACAGAGUUGUCACCAAGCGCAGCGGCCACAAGCUUCCCCGCGUUGAGUUGGAGGAGGUUGGCCCCAAGUUCGACUUCAAGGUUGGCCGCACACGCCAGGCCGCUCCUGAGGUUCAGAAGGAGUCCAUGAAGCAGGGCAAGCGUCCCAAUGAGGAGGCCCGCACCAAGAAGAACAUCAUCACCGACUCGAUGGGUGACAAGAUUGGUCGUGUUCACCUUGGCAAGCAGGAUCUGUCGGGCUUGCAGACUCGUAAGAUGAAGGGUCUCAAGCGCCGGGCGGGUAUGGAGUCAGACGAUGAGGAGCAGGAGGAGGAUAUCAUGAGCGUGGAUGAUGACUCUGAAGAGGAAGAAGAGAGCCACAAGCGGGCACGGAAAAACUAA